CUCUUUUCCGACCCUCUUGCCCUUCUCACAAAUUUGCUUGUGUCCAUGCACAUCUUUCUGAUUAGGCAUGGCGAAACAGAGCACAAUGUCGCCGGCCUUUUUGCCGGGGUCACGGAUUCCAGGCUUACCGUCCACGGAGUUCAACAAACAAAGAGCUUAGGAAAAUAUCUCACUACUCAUCGCAAUUUACGCUUCACACGAGUAUAUGCCUCGGAUCUCCAACGUGCCUACAUGACAGCAGAAGAGAUCCAGCGACACCAAGCUUCUCACUGGACCGAAGAACGAGCUCCAGACGUCGUCAGGCUGGAACUCCUGCGUGAACAAGACUUUGGCUCUUAUGAAUUAGUACCCUGGGCAUCGAGGCGAGCACAACAAGCCCCAGACCCCCAAGACCCAUCGUUUCGACCACAGGAGACUGCAGAGUCGAUGGCGCUAAGAGCAGACAUGUUUGUCACUGACCACAUUGUACCUCUAUCGGCAUCGCUAGCCACAAACGAGCAGGACAUUCAACCAGAAUGUGUAGCGGUCGUGUCCCACGGACUCUUCCUAUCUGCGUUGUGGAGGACUUUGGUUACCAAAUUCCACGCGGGAACUGUAACCUUAGGACCUAAUGUCGAGGUUCUCGGCUAUGGUCGACCACUGGAGUAUCUUCCUUCCUGGAGCAACACUGCGUUCCUGGAAAUGACCUUCCACCCAUCAUCCGUCUAUCCAAAUGCGAGAACAGCCGGUGAAGAGCCUGCAGCACCAACGCAGAGCACACUAUUGCCGUUCGCUGGAGUUUCCCUGGUCGUGCAUGCUAUCAAUGGCAGGGAUCACCUCGUGGAUCUUAAGCGGGCACGAGGCGGAAUUGGCUCAUCCCCGUAUGAUGCUAAGCAGAAGAGUCUCGACGGCUUCUUUAAACGGCCGAAGGGUGGUGCAGGUGCGGCCGCUAGCUGAUUGACUGAUACAAAGGCACUUUCGAACUGCCUAAUCAUCAUUUGGGUCUCUCAUAACGAAGUCAUAAUCAUGGAGGCCGAUGCGAAAGUUGCCCUCCAGCGACCAGGCUUCAAAACGAAAUCAAAGGAUGCUAACUGUCGAACGUUGAGCAACACUCACACUCUGCUAACCUCCGGGACAAUUCUGGCCUGCGUCUUAUGGAGGUCACCUGUACGGCUUUUCCGUCGAGCCUCGUUCUGCAGCAUGCUGCAGUGUCUCCCGGCAGUACUCCUUGCCCUCACUAGUGUACUUGGAGGGCUAGGCUGCUGGCAAUCUUCCCUGCCCACUCGAUUCUCUUGGCCCACCCAUCAUAGCGCCCCCUUUUCGUGCCCGCAGGCUUAUGGCUGCGUGAAGUGUUUUGAGUUGUGCAUGAGCAAAUCCAACCACUCACUAACUGGGGUCGACGGCUCAUCAACCGAUUCGUGUUCCUACGAGAUGAUACUGUGUACCACGAAAUUUCGGUAUCUGGAUGUUUGUUCCUCGUGGUCUAUGUGAGCCUUCCUGCUCCGCGCAAGAUCGGCACUUCGAUAUCAUAUACACUAUCUCAAAGCACUGCAAUGGUCGCGGGUCCGGUGACUACACAGUAUGUCGAGACCGAUCUGAGGCUCUUUGACUCACGUCUGGUCCAGCCUGCCAGUCGAGCAUGCUCACCACGGUAACGUGCAUGGCAACUUUUAGCGCCGAGUCGCAUGCGAUGUGGUAUGCCUCUCGUGUGACAUGUGCGAGAAGGCAACGGUGCUCACCUUGAUCCCUGAUCGGAAUGUCGAGACAGGUGUCGUAGUAGCUUAUCAGACGUAUACGUGUGUUCGGACUCGACAUACAAAAGAGAACACGAAUCGCGAGAGAAAGGUACAAGUCGGUCAAGAAGGCAGUUGCAAAGAAGUAGCAUUCAAGGCUCAACACAAAGGUCGAAAAUUGGAUGUGAUAACCUCCUUCUUAUCCGUCCGCCAGCAUGGUAACUCCCCUCAAGUCGGGAAAAUAUUGUAUCGAGACUGGCUUUCUGGCAAAAAUCGAGUAUCCAAAGACUUUUCCUGUUGAACAGGAAAAAAGCAAAACAAAAAACAAUCGACAACGAGGAUUCGCAAAUUGUCACCAACUUUGCUACUAACUCGUCGGCAUGUGGCUUAAGUAUGACUGAGCGAACGGGAAGUCCUGCUUUCCACAGUCCUAUGGUCGAUUGCGAAGGAGAAUUCGAUAGAUAUAACAUAAGAACCUCAAUUUCUAACCUCAGGAAAGUCUCACUAAGACACUUGGAAGGGAGCGGACUUCGAGGGGGAGAGGCGUGGCCAGGAGACGUACAGUAUGUCCCCGAUAUCACAGAACGGGAGGCGAGGCUUUGUAACGCCUUUGCACCUGCAUUGACCGUGGACAACAUAACCUAGCACAGAUGAUCGAGCGAUUAUCACGCUCGACAGUCUCAGUCUCCGAGAAGCUUUCCUCGGUGUCUUCAUGUUUUGCACUGCCAUCUAAAUAAGCGCAGGCUCUGUACCUAGCCAUGGCAGGCCUCAUUUUCUUGCUUCCCAUCACUUUUGAGCUCAAAAUCCGCUACUCUACCAUCCUGCAAAGAUGCUGAA
This is a messenger RNA of Exophiala xenobiotica, 2549 nucleotides long. RefSeq lists its product as uncharacterized. The coding region runs from base 46 to 936 and encodes 296 amino acids. Gene Ontology annotation, cellular component: cytosol. The record is from RefSeq and is a predicted model, not a curated record. Gene Ontology annotation, molecular function: fructose-2,6-bisphosphate 2-phosphatase activity. Lineage: Eukaryota; Fungi; Ascomycota; Eurotiomycetes; Chaetothyriales; Herpotrichiellaceae. Gene Ontology annotation, biological process: positive regulation of DNA repair; negative regulation of glycolytic process; fructose 2,6-bisphosphate metabolic process. The transcript is spliced from 2 exons.